Molecule: messenger RNA, 822 nt
Organism: Phaedon cochleariae (mustard beetle)
Lineage: Eukaryota; Metazoa; Arthropoda; Insecta; Coleoptera; Chrysomelidae
Source: the annotation of a GenBank genome assembly
GCAGACCUUAUUUCUCUUCUGGUUGCUGUUCCAUCAGUAUUAUCAUCUGAUAUCAACUCAGAUAAGGGCUUCAACUGUCCAUCAGAUGAGAUAACACAUUAUGCAAUUCCAGAUGAUUGUAGAAGGUAUUAUGAAUGCAACAAAGGAAUGAGAUACCUGAAAACCUGCCCUGAGAAUUUAUACUGGAAUGAACUAGCUGACAGGUGUGACUAUGCAGAUCGAACCAAUUGCACUGCGAAUGGAACAUCUACAUCAGAACCAUCAACAACAGCUUUCACGCCAGAUCCACACUGUCCAUACCCAUCAGAAAAUAUAACAUACGACGUCUAUCUACCCGACUGUAGAAGGUUCUACGAGUGCUUCGAAGGCAUCAGAUAUAUUUCUUGGUGUCCUGAUGACCUCUAUUGGAAUGAUGUCGACCAUUCCUGUGACUCUUUGGACAAGGUCGACUGCAGUCGGAAUUCCAGUAAAACAACUUCAACUACUUCAACUACUUCAACUACUUCAACUACUUCAACUACUUCAACUACUUCAACUACUUCAACUACUUCAACUACUUCAACUACUUCAACUACUUCAACUACUCCAACUACUUCAACUACUUCGACUACUUCUGCCUCACCAAGUAACAUUUGCGCCGACAAGCCUGAUGGAACUUUUCUACCCAACCCAACUGAUUGUGCAAAAUAUUAUCGAUGCGUCUUCCACGUUGCACAUGGUUUCACCUGUUCCGGAAACACUUUUUGGGACCAAAGUAUCCUCUCCUGUGAUCAUGCAGAUAAUGUGGACUGCCAUAAAAAUGUCACAAUGAUGGACCCUUAU